AUGGCGGGAUUAUUCGAUAAGCAAGCCCAUGACUAUUUGGCUGCACGCCCAACUUAUCCGCCUCACUGGUUUUCCUUGUUAGCUCCUCACACAUCCUCUCAUUCUCGUGCUUGGGAUAUCGCCACCGGCAACGGUCAAGCCGCCAUCGCUGUGGCAGAGCAUUACCAACAAGUGAUUGCGACUGACGUCAGCCAAGCUCAAUUGAAGCUCGCCAAACCUCAUCCUCGUGUUCGAUACCUUCACACACCACUCUCUUUAUCCGACGAUGAGUUAGUUCAGUUGAUCGGUGGUGAAAAUUCUGUGGAUCUGGUCACUGUUGCUCAAGCCUUACACUGGUUCCAUCUCCCCAGACUCUACUCUGUCGUCAAUCGCGUUCUACGCAAACCAAACGGCGUAUUUGCUGUUUGGGGAUACAAUGGCCUCACCGUAACCCCUGAGAUUGAUGCAGCAUUUAAGCGAUUCCAUGACACCACCAUUCCUUAUUGGAAGGAGAACGUGAAGCAUUUAUUUGCUGAUUACCGAACUUUGGCUUUUCCUUUCCAAGACAUCGGGUUAGGGUCGGAAGGAAGGCCAUUGAAACUAGCUAUACCCAAACAACGAUCCUUUGAGGAGAUUUUAGGAUUGUUCAGGUCCUGGACUGCCGUCGUUACUGCCAAGGAGAGAGGUGUUGAUUUGUUGCCGGAAAGUGUGAUUGAACAACUGGAGAAUGUGUGGGGCGGACCCAAGGUGGCUAGGCCUGUUGUUUACAAGGCUUUCAUGCUUGCAGGAAAACCCCAUUCCUAA
Molecule: messenger RNA, 783 nt
Organism: Cynara cardunculus var. scolymus (artichoke)
Lineage: Eukaryota; Viridiplantae; Streptophyta; Magnoliopsida; Asterales; Asteraceae
Product: putative methyltransferase DDB_G0268948
Exons: 2
Coding region: 1-783 (260 amino acids)
Molecular function (GO): S-adenosylmethionine-dependent methyltransferase activity
Source: RefSeq, a predicted model, not a curated record